AUGGCGUCCGAGAGGUUGACGGCGGCCAUGAGCGCGUUGGAAGCGUCGCUGGAUGAUUUUUCUGCGUUUUGUUUGAAGAAGGGAAUUGAGGUGACGGAUGGGAUCAAGUACAUGCCCAUGACUGACGCGCCGCCAGCUUCGACGCCGGCCUCGCCGCAGCAAUUGCCGCCCAGUGCAGCCACGACCCGUCCGCCGCUCAGGCAGCAAGGCAGCCGGGAAGCAGCCGGGCCCAGCCCACUUAGCAGCCCCCUUGGCAAAGUGCGCACCAACCGCACUGCAUCCUUGGCGCAGCUGCCUUCAUUUGCCUCGUCAUCUCCCACGGAGCAGCGUUCUCGUCCAGGCUAUCGCUCCAAAUCCGUCUCUGCCUCACCAGGCGAAGGGGGCAGUGUCACGCCGAACCGCAAAAAUGCCAUUGCAACACGCCUUGUCGAGUCUUCCCCUGCGCAUUCUUCCCCCGCCAGUCCAGGCACCGGCCUGGUGUCGCUUCGUCUUCUUGAGAAGGCUUGUCCAGAGUUUCACAGCAUUGAUCGCCAUACGGCUGGAGAAAUGCUGAAGAAGCGGGGUCGGGGCUCGUACCUCUUUCGUUGCAGCUCAAUACCGGGCACCAUCGCCCUCUCCUGUUUCAGUACGCAGGGCGAGCUCACACACAUCAACAUUGUCGUCUCAAACGAUCCCGUUAUCUUUACGGUCCGUGCUCCUGCUCAGUUCGCCACCAUCCCACCCAUGGGCCCAGACGGCCUGGGCUCCUCUCAUUGCACAGCUACCCACUCUGUACAGGUGAGCGAAGGAGAUCAUCAUGCAAGUUACCGGAGUUUGUCCAACCUGCUCGAGUGCCUGCGAAAGUCCAACCCCCACUACGAGCUCAAAACCCCCAUCAGUCGUGAAGCGUGA
Monosiga brevicollis MX1 is the source of this 891-nucleotide messenger RNA. RefSeq lists its product as uncharacterized. Lineage: Eukaryota; Choanoflagellata; Craspedida; Salpingoecidae. The record is from RefSeq and is a predicted model, not a curated record. Bases 1 to 891 code for a protein of 296 amino acids. The transcript has 3 exons.